Messenger RNA from Penicillium roqueforti, 900 nucleotides. RefSeq lists its product as uncharacterized. Bases 1 to 900 code for a protein of 299 amino acids. NCBI's taxonomy places the organism in Eukaryota, Fungi, Ascomycota, Eurotiomycetes, Eurotiales, Aspergillaceae. The transcript has a single exon. The record is from RefSeq and is a predicted model, not a curated record.
AUGUCGUGCUUUUCGUGUCCAACUUCAUCGCCUCAACAACCUGGUUCCCCCACUUCCCAUCUCCCUGAAGCUGAUCACGAUGAAAUUAACAAGUCUUUACGCCCCAUCCAAGUCUCUGCAGCGAACAUCCCAACUGCUGUGCGUGUCUAUUCAACCAUCCAAAGCCUCAUCCAACGCGAACGAAUCAAUACCCCUGAUCUACUCGUCAUUACCCAGCUAAAGCCACAUGUCGGUACACAACUAUGGCAGAAAUUUGAACAACUCGAAUCACGGGCACUCCGAAAGUCCUUUGAUCCUAAUACUGGAACCUUUAUGAUCAAAAUACCUACACCGCUACAUAAUUGUGCCCUAAUCUGGUUCCAAGACGCACGAGACAAGUGGAUAGAAGCCGGGCUUCUGACGACAGCCGAGAAGAGAAUGAUGAAAGCCCAAGUCGCGGAUACGAUCACACUCACACGGGGCGUCUACGCUAAUUGUCGGAAAGAACCUGAUGUACAUGUGAACGUCCAUGGUCUCAAUCUUCCCACGCUCUGCUUCGAAAUCGGAUAUAGCGAAUCAAAACCCCUUCUUGAAAGUGACAUGCGAAGAUUACUGAUCGGAGGCCAGGGUGAAAUUACUGCUGUGAUAUUGAUUAAGUGGUUCAAGAGACGAGCCGGUGUUGCUGGUACGAUUGAACUUUGGCGACUGGACAACAACGGUAAUCCACUCAAAGAACAGGAUGAAGCCAUUUUCCCGGUACCUUCCUCUCCUCAACCACCCAUUAAAGUCACACGGAAAAUGUUGUUCGGAAACGCUCUUUUACCGGGACGUCCACCACUUGAUAUUUUUUCAUUCUCACUUGAUGAUUUACGCAUGGAGGCGCAAAUUGCUAUGGCUAAACAGUCCCUUUUUCCUCUUUGA